AUGAAUGCAAUGUGUUGCACCUCCAACACAGUUUAUAAGCAUUAUCAACACCUUGCAUCAUAUCGUUUUCCUCCAAUUCCAACUCGGAGGGAAUCUGCUCGAAAUGCGAAGAAAACCGUCUCCAUUCCAUUAUUCUUCGUGAUGAAAACUCAGCUCUGCGUAUCUCUGCUUCUCACACUCUCUCUAUUUCCCACAAAUGCCAAAAAAGCAAAAACAAAAUCAUGCAAAAGAACUGCAUUCAGUCGACAUACAACAAACUAUCAAGCAUGGAGAGAACAAAUGACCGUAUGCGAUCUUCUUCAAGACUACGAUGCCGCAGUUCGACCAUCUGGAAGAACACCUUACAAUGAUACAAGAGGAGCAGUUAUUGUUACAACUAGUUUAAAUAUUCGAUCCAUAUCAGCAGUCUCUGAGAAAAAUAUGGAAUUCGUGGCACAAUUCAGAUUUCGUCAAGAGUGGUAUGACGAUCGACUCCGAUUUAUCGAACAUCAAGGUCUUCUAUCUUCCGACUACCGAAAUUUCGAAUUCAUCCACGUGGCAAGAGACCAAUCACUUUGGAUACCUGACACAUUUUUCCAAAAUGAAAAGAACGGAUGGUACCAUAUGUUGAACCAGGAGAAUCGAUUUUUGAAAAUUCGAUCCGAUGGAAAACUGAUUUACGAUAGAAGACUGACGCUUCAUUUGGCUUGUUCGAUGCAUCUAUCACGUUACCCAAUGGAUCAUCAAAACUGCGAAAUCGCUUUUGCCUCGUAUGCCUACACAACAGCGGAUAUCGAAUAUAUCUGGGAUGUUCCUGCUAUCCAAAUUCACGAAGGAGCAAACGGAGCAUUACCAAAUUUUGAGAUUGCUUCAUUCAAAAAUGGGUCGUGUACUUCCAAAACGAAUACAGGAACGUAUUCUUGUCUAAAAGUGGAAAUUCGUCUAAAUCGAGUGUUUUCCUUUUUCCUCCUCCAACUUUAUAUUCCAUCUUCCAUGCUUGUCGGCGUUGCUUGGGUAUCGUAUUGGAUUGACUGGAAAUCAACAGCUGCACGUGUUCCAUUGGCUAUCGUCACACUUUUGACAAUGAUCACAACUUCUCAUGCAAUCAAUUCAAAUUUGCCUCCAGUCAGUUAUGCUAAAUCUAUCGAUAUUUGGGUUGGAGCAUGUGUCGUAUUCAUUUUCUUCUCAUUAAUCGAGUACGCCGUUGUCAAUUAUAUGGGAAUUUUGGAUGAACACAGACAAAUGAAAAAAGCAGCCUGCAACCGGUCGCGUCUUUCAAAUGUAAUUGAUAAUGAUAACUUUGGUGAAUCGUUGCAAUCAUUAACUUUCAGUCCACAGGAAAAGAAAAGAUUGAUUCGUCGCCGUCCGAAAAAGAACAUGGAAAUGCAAGAAGGCGAUUUUGAAGCAAUCGAAAUGGUAGAUCGUGGACCGCCUCGAAGUGCAGGACUGAUGGAAGAAGGAUGGACAUUUCAUGAUACAACUGAUCUAGUUUACAUUGGACAACGAAAACGGGUCGAACUCGUCCGAUGGUGUAGUGUUCUUUCAUCAAGAGGACGAGCCGAGAGAAUCGAUAUCAUUGCCAGAAUAAUCUUUCCCAUAGCAUUCAUUCUUUUCAACUUUGCAUAUUGGAGUAUCUACCUCGAAGAGGAGGAUCUAGACGAGUCAUAA
Molecule: messenger RNA, 1647 nt
Organism: Caenorhabditis briggsae
Lineage: Eukaryota; Metazoa; Nematoda; Chromadorea; Rhabditida; Rhabditidae
Gene: Cbr-glc-4
Product: Protein CBR-GLC-4
Exons: 9
Coding region: 1-1647 (548 amino acids)
Biological process (GO): nervous system process; signal transduction; chemical synaptic transmission
Cellular component (GO): neuron projection; synapse; membrane
Molecular function (GO): transmembrane signaling receptor activity; neurotransmitter receptor activity; extracellular ligand-gated monoatomic ion channel activity
Source: RefSeq, a predicted model, not a curated record